UCAAUAAUAUGAUACUACAUCGGCGUUUCUUGACCCCGACUCCGAUACCCUCACUCCGAUAGAACUAAGCCUAAAGUAGAGGCUAGAGGCCUCAGGCAUAAAUGUUUACUGGUGGUCAUCCUUCCAUACUGCAGUCGUCCAUCAGGCAGAAGCUUUUUAUAUAAACCAGCUCCCUGUCCACUUCAAGAAGCAGCCUGUCAACAUUGAUCAGCUUCUAUAUUCUCAAUUCAAUGGUGGAACACAAGGAUUCAACCAUACUAUCGCUUGACCAGCACAGCCAUGUAUCGUCUUCAACUCCCAUAGAGGGCGACCGCGAGCAAGAUCAUGUCGGCCAUCCAGCAGAACAACUCGAGGCUGUAGGAGACAGCCAGGCUCCAACCCUGGACAGCGAGAUGGAAUAUGUUACAGGCGCAAAAGCAUUCGCCCUCAUGGUUUCCUGCAUGCUUAUAGCUGCAGCCAUUGGUCUAGAUAACAACAUUGUGGCGAUAGCUGUGCCUAGCAUAUCCGACAAGUUCAACACCAUAUCCGACAUAGGGUGGUAUUCCAGCACUCUGCGACUGGUUAUGUGCUCGUUUAUGUUUCUGUUUGGGAAGGCCUACACUCUCUACGCCACGAAACCGCUGUUCAUCAUGUCUAUCGGGGCAUUUGAAGCUGGUAAUAUUCUGGCAACCUUCUCCCCCACGUCAAAUUCCUUCAUCUUGGGGAGGGCCAUCACCGGGUUUGGCUGCGCUGGUAUUAUCAAUGGGCUGUUCAGCAUGUUGACUCGAUUGUUUCCUUUGCACAAGAGACCAUUAGUCGGCGGGCUGGUUGGUGCUGUGGAAACAUUAGCAGGCAUUUCAGCACCCCUGAUCGGUGGUGCGCUCAUCGAUGGUUGGAGUUGGCGAGCGUGCUUUGGGAUAAAUGUGCCAUUGGGACUCGUCGGCCUCGCGGUGAACUGGUUUUUCCUAGAGACUCCUCACAGCCCGAAAUUUGACCUUCCGUGGCAGGAAAAGAUCGAGAACCUGGACCUUCUUGGCACGGCAGUGUUUAUCCCGAUGAUGACAUGUCUUCUGCUGGCUCUUGAAUGGGGGGGUAUCACCUACAGCUGGAGUGACCUGCGAAUUAUCGCCUGUCUGGUGGUUUUUGGCGUGCUCUUCGCUGUCUUCGCAUGGCGUCAAUAUCGCGCUGGAGAUCGCGCCACGCUCCCUCUUCGCAUCCUACGCAAUCGCAGUAUUAUUGCCGGGGCAUGGUUUGGCUGUUGCAUCAAUGCGGCUGGCGCAGUUCUGGAAUACUACCUGUCUAUCUACUUCCAGGCCAUUCGAGGAUAUUCCGCUGCCCAAGCCGGAGUCUAUGCUCUACCGAUGAUCACAGGUCUCUGCGUAGCUUGCAUCGUCGCUGGUGCCGCGACCUCUCGGAUCGGCUACUAUGUCCAAUUCAUGUAUGCUACCACGAUCCUAUCAUCGAUUGCCGCUGGGCUCCUCACUACCAUCGACCUGAAGACCGACCUUCCCAAGCUGCUGUGUCUAGAAGGUCUUAUGGGGUUUGCAUCGGGAAUUGGGUUCCAGGCUCCCCAGGUGGCUGCCCAGACUGUUCUCGCCGCUGACGAAGCAACGAUUGGGCUGUCAAUCAUUCAAUUUGGACAACAGCUCGGUCCGGUGCUGUUUCUCGCUGCCUCGACUACGCUGUUCACCAACCGACUGACAGCCGAGGUGGAGCAGUACUCCCCAUCGACCAACAUCACCUCUUUGGAGAAUAUGGGGCUGUCGGAUAUUCGAAAGGCCUUUGGCGGUGAAAAACUCGAAGAUGUGCUGUUGGGUUACGAUACUGCUGUGACACAGACGCUUUUCCUACCUGUUGCUUUGACGUGUGUGACGGCUUUUGGGUCACUGGCUAUGGAAUGGCGUUCUGUCAAGAAGAAGCAGCAAUGAGCAGCAUCUUCAUGAAUUAGUGGUAUAUUGCUACAUCUCGCGGUAUUUAUGGUUAUUUGCUGAUUGGGUAAGUUUGAUUAAGUCUAUAAGCAUCAUAUAUCAAGUCUUCCUGAAUCAAUCGUCCCCCCCCCUUCCUAUUUUUCGUGCCGAGACUCGUUGUCUUCUUACUUUACCUCAUCUUCGUGUAUACCUAUCAGUGAUACCGACGUCCACAC
Messenger RNA from Penicilliopsis zonata CBS 506.65, 2122 nucleotides. RefSeq lists its product as hypothetical. NCBI's taxonomy places the organism in Eukaryota, Fungi, Ascomycota, Eurotiomycetes, Eurotiales, Aspergillaceae. The transcript is spliced from 2 exons. Bases 231 to 1907 code for a protein of 558 amino acids. Gene Ontology annotation, molecular function: transmembrane transporter activity. Gene Ontology annotation, biological process: transmembrane transport. The record is from RefSeq and is a predicted model, not a curated record.